Molecule: messenger RNA, 501 nt
Organism: Cercospora beticola
Lineage: Eukaryota; Fungi; Ascomycota; Dothideomycetes; Mycosphaerellales; Mycosphaerellaceae
Product: beta-class carbonic anhydrase
Molecular function (GO): carbonate dehydratase activity; zinc ion binding
Source: RefSeq, a predicted model, not a curated record
AUGGCAACAGAUAUCCAAAAGAACCUGGUCUCUAAGAACGAAGAGUAUAGCUCAUCUUUCACAAAAGGCCAUCUCGCGCUCCCACCAGCGAAGAAGUAUCUUGUGGUGACUUGCAUGGAUGCUCGUAUCGAUCCCGCUGCAGCCUUUGGUAUCGAUCUCGGCGAUGCACAUGUGAUUAGGAAUGCCGGCGGCAACGCCAAAGACGCCCUCCGAUCGAUCCUGAUCUCUCAACACCUUCUCGGAACACGGGAGAUUGUAUUGGUCAAACACACUGGCUGCGGCAUGCUCACAUUCACAAACACCGACGCUCUUUCCCUCGUAGCACAAAACGUUGGAACAGGUGUUUUGGCUGGUACAUACGAUUUCCAGCCUUUCCCAGAUUUGGAGAAAGCCGUCAAAGACGAUGUGGAGUGGCUCAGAGGUCAUUCUGCUUUGCUAGGAAAGACGAUUUCGGGCUGGGUAUAUGAGGUUGAAACUGGUAAGACGAAGCAGAUUUUGUAG